Oncorhynchus masou masou (cherry salmon) is the source of this 6063-nucleotide messenger RNA. RefSeq names its product rap guanine nucleotide exchange factor 6-like. Gene Ontology annotation, molecular function: guanyl-nucleotide exchange factor activity; protein binding. The record is from RefSeq and is a predicted model, not a curated record. Bases 316 to 5313 code for a protein of 1665 amino acids. Gene Ontology annotation, biological process: small GTPase-mediated signal transduction. The transcript is spliced from 31 exons. NCBI's taxonomy places the organism in Eukaryota, Metazoa, Chordata, Actinopteri, Salmoniformes, Salmonidae.
AGCAGAAUAGUAGUGUCAGCAGUCAAUUCUUCCCAAAUGAAGAAUUGAUCAGAGGGAGGCAACUUUCUAAGCUGGAUGCUAAAUAUGCAUAUCGUUCUUCACAUAUCCAAUUUUGUAUUAUGUACGUUCGGUCAAUUUGAUGUGACCCAGUUGCGUUGUUGAGGUUAGUUUUGUUCUCAUUUUAACAAGGACUUUUCCCUCCAUGCUCGGGCGAAGAAACGGGAUAGCAACGGGAUGGGUGAAUAGCGGCAUCGGCCUAAAGUGAGAUGGGAUCAUUGCAUUGAUUUCUUGGGAAUUUGUUUCUGGUGUGAAGUUAUGACAAUGACUGGAUCGAUGGAAACUUCUUUCAAGCAAGCUUUAAAGAAACCUCCAUCACAAAGGACAACAGAGGACCUGCACACCGUUUACUGUCACCUCUACCACAUGGAUGUCCUGUCCCACCUCAGGGAGCACCAGCUCAGGUCGAUGUGUACCUCAGCCAGGUAUGAGAGACACGAAGCUAACCACAUCCUGUUCUACCAAGACAGCCUCGCCACAUGUUGGUACAUCCUCCUCUCCGGCUCAGUCUUCGUCAAGGAGCACAUGUACUUGGCUAGAUGCUGCUUUGGCAAGCAGCUGGGGGGCAGGCGAGGCUGUGAAUGCAUCACUUUAGAGCCGACAGAAAUGAUCGUGGUGGACAAUGCCAGCGAGGUCGAGGAGAGGGCGUUGCAGAGGGAGGCGUCCCAGAGACGUUCCCGCCGACGCUUUCGCAAAGUCAACCCCCGGGGAGAGCGGGAACUGAUCACUGACGGCCAGGAGCCCACGCUUCCCGGAGACCUCAACAAGAUGCACCUUACUGACCACCCCCACAGCCAGGGGAUGCACGUGCCGCCCAGCCAAUCAGGAUGCAGCAUCGCCAGUGAUUCGGGGAGCAGUAGCCUAUCAGACAUCUACCAGGCCACGGAGAGCGAGAUGGGUGACGUGGACCUGUCUGGGCUCCCGGAGGCGGCGGUGGACUCUGAGGAGGAGGAGGAGGAGGACGAAGACCUGGAGAGGACGUCGGACACCCUACUGGGUAGAGACCUUGUCCGGGAGUGCCUGGAGAAGGACCCCGUGGACCGCAACGAUGACGACAUCGAACAACUGUUGGAGUUCAUGCACCAGCUGCCAGCCUUUGCCAACAUGACCAUGUCAGUCCGGAGGGACCUGUGUACUGUCAUGGUGUUUGAGGUGGUGGAGCAGGCGGGGACCACGAUCCUAAAGGACAAACAGGAGCUGGACCUGUGGUAUGUGAUCCUGAACGGGGCGGUGGAGAUCAGCCAUCCAGACAGCCGCAUGGAGACCCUCUGCAUGGGCAACAGCUUCGGCAUCUCCCCCUCCCUGGACAAGCAGUACAUGAGCGGAGUGGUGCGCACCAAGGGGGACGACUGCCAGUUUGUGUGCAUCGCCCAAGAGGACUACUGGCGGAUCCUCAACCAUGUGGAGAAGAACACGCACAAGGUGGAGGAGGAGGGAGAGAUCGUGAUGGUGAAGGAACAUCGCGAGCUGGACCGCAGCGGCACCAGGAAGGGGCACAUCGUCAUCAAGGGCACCCCAGAGCGUUUGAUAUUGCACCUGGUGGAGGAGCCAUCGGUAGUGGACCCCACCUACAUCGAAGACUUCCUCCUCACCUACCGCACCUUCCUCUCCAGCCCCAUGGAAGUCGGCAAGAAGCUGCUCGAGUGGUUCAAAGUCGACAGCCUCAGAGACACGGUGACACGCAUAGUGUUGCUAUGGGUGAACAACCAUUUCAACGACUUUGAAGGUGACCCGGCCAUGACAAGGUUCCUUGAAGACUUCGAGAAGCUGCUGGAAACCACAAAAAUGAAGGGUCACCUGAGGCUGCUGAACAUAGCGUGCGCAGCCAAGGCCAAGUGGAGGCAGAUCACCCUGCAGAAACCGUCCAGAGAGUCCCCGCUCUACUUCAGCCUGCAUGGCGGCAGCGAGAGGGGCUUCGGCAUCUUCGUGGAGUCGGUGGAGGGGGGGAGCAAGGCCGCGGAGGCCGGACUCAAACGGGGAGACCAGAUAAUGGAGAUCAAUGGUCAGAACUUUGAGAACAUCUCCUACAUCAAAGCUAUGGACUUCCUGAGGAACAACACACACCUCUCCCUCACAGUCAAGACCAACAUCUUCGUGUUCAAAGAGCUGCUAAGCCGGAUCGUUCACGAGAAGAAGAAUGGCGUUCCGCACAUUCCCAAGAUCCAGGAGAAGAAGGGCAACCGCUUCUCCAUCCCGGACCUGCCUGGAGACAUGGAGUUCCCCACAGACCACAAGGCCACCAAGAAGAUGAAGGCCAACACCGUUUCUGGAGGACGGAACAAGAUCAGGAAGAUGCUAGAGAAGACCCGCUUCAGCAUCCUACCACCUAAACCCUUCAGUGAUGGUGGCGUGGGUCAGUCUCAGGAUGACAGCAUAGUGGGCACUAAGCAGUGCAGGCACAGCGUGGCCAUCAUGCCCAUCCCUGGCAGCCUCUCAUCCAGCAGCCCUGACCUGCUGCAGCCAGCCACUAAUGUGUUGGACUUCUCCAAUCCAGCAGACAUUCCAGACCAGGUGAUCCGGGUGUUCAAGGCCGACCAGCAGAGCUGUUACAUCAUCAUCAGCAAGGACACCACGGCCAAGGACGUGGUCAGUCACGUGGUCAACGAGUUUGGCCUGAGCGCGGCCCCGGAGAACUACUCCCUCUGUGAGGUGUCGGUCAGCCCCGAGGGCGUCAUCAAACAACGCAGGCUACCUGACCAGCUCUCCAAGCUAGCUGACCGCAUCCAGCUCAACGGCAGGUACUACCUGAAGAACAACAUGGAUACGGAGACGUCGUGUUCAGACGAUGACGCCCAGGAGCUGCUGAAGGAGAGUCACAUCACCCUGCUCCAGCUCAGCACGGUGGAGGUGGCCGCCCAGCUCUCCAUGAGGGACUUUGAGCUGUUCCGUAACAUCGAGUCCACCGAGUACGUGGACGACCUCUUCAAGCUACUGGACUCCUCGGCGGGAGUCCAGCAGACGCGCCUCAAGCAGUUUGAGGAGGUCAUCAACCAGGAGACCUUCUGGGUCGCCACGGAGAUCCUGAGGGAGCCCAACGCCAUGAAAAGGAUGAAGACCAUCAAACACUUCAUCAAGAUUGCUCUGAACUGUCGAGAGUGCAAGAACUUCAACUCCAUGUUCGCCAUUAUCAGUGGCCUAAAUCUGGCUCCAAUAGCUCGUCUCAGGUCAUCGUGGGAGAAGCUGCCCAGUAAGUACGACAAGCUGUUCCGCGACCUGCAGGACAUCUUCGACCCGUCCAGGAACAUGGCCAAGUACCGCAACGUCCUGAGCAGCCAGAGCAUGCAGCCGCCCAUUAUCCCCCUGUUCCCCGUCGUCAAGAAGGACCUCACCUUCCUACAUGAAGGUAAUGACUCUAAAGUAGACGGUCUGGUGAACUUUGAGAAGCUGAGGAUGAUCGCCAAGGAGAUCCGUCAUGUUGUCCGUAUGACCUCAGCCAACAUGGACCCAGCUCUUAUGUUCCGACAGAGGAAGAAGAGGUGGAAGAGUUUAGGGUCUCUGAGUCAGGGCAGCACCAACUCCAACAUGUUGGACGUGCAGGGCGGGGCCCACAAGAAGCGCGUGCGUCGCAGCUCGCUGCUCAACGCUAAGAAGCUGUACGAGGACGCUCAGAUGGCCCGUAAGGUCAAGCAGUACCUGUCCAACCUGGCGGUGGAGACUGACGAGGAGAAACACCAGAUUAUGUCUCUACAGUGUGAGCCUGUUUACAGCACCUUGUCCAAGAACCUGAGUGAGCGACGGUCCACCAAGUCGGACAUCUCUCCUGUGUCGCUGCGCUCGGCGCUGCCCGGGGGGAAGGCCCAGAACCGCGUGUCCCAGGUGCUACAGAUCCAGGUACCCCUCUACCCCCAACGGAAGAAGAGCACCGCCAAGGACAUUCACGCCACACACAACUCCAGCUCUCCCCUAGUGAUAAAGAGGCCUCCCAGCUCCCAGCUCAGCCAAUCAGAGGACAGUCCCUGGAGUGGGAAGAGGUCUGCUGAAGACACCGUGUCCAUCGUGUCCUCCCUGCACUCCAGCCCCACCAUCUCGCCACAGGGAUCCCCGCGCAAAGUGGGUGGCAUGGCCAAGCCCCAGCAUAACUCCAACAGCCAAAUGAACAUGUCUGGCUCGUCGUCCUCUCUGACCAGCGAGGCCAGCACCAAGGCGGGCACGGCGGGCACCCGCAGCUACGGCAUAGGCUAUGCCCUGAUGCCUGCAGUGAUAUCCGACAACCUGUCCGACUCCAGCCACAGUGAGAUCUCGUCCCGCUCCAGCAUCGUCAGUAACUGCUCUGUGGACUCAAUGCCUGCUGGCUCUGCAGAGGAGCGCCAAGGCACCAAGGCCAGGGACACCACUGAGACCCCAGGCAUCACCAUGCAGCUCACACACGCCGACUCUGACUGCAGCCAGCCCAGCACCAGUUCGUUGGCGCGGGGCCAGGUGAUGCGGGGUUCCACCUUCACCUCCUCCACCUCCACAGAGGAGCUGACUCCCGACCACGUCUCCCUGGACAGUGUGGCCGACAGCGGGCGGGGCAGCUGGACCUCCUGCUCCUCCAACUCCCACGACAGCUUUCAGAGCUUGCCUGUCCCCCUGCUGGGCCGACCCCCCACCUGGGACCACCUAGUGCCUGGGGGUUUCCGCCACACCCAGCUAGCAGGGCCUAUAGUGGAGGUUGAGGCUGGGCCGGCCUGGGUUGGGGUAGCGGGAGGACCGGGGACGGGAUCCGGGGGAGGAGAGGACGCCAAGAGGCUCUCCAGAGACAGUUCAGAGCUAAACCAAUCACGGCAGAGCUGGGCCUCAUCCUCCUCGCUGUCGGACACCUACGAGGGGAACUACGGCACCAUCAAACGCCGCACUACCGAAGGCGUCUCCGCCGCCCCUGGGGAGAGCCCUGACGCACCCCAAAGCACAGAUCCCGUCUACAAAAUGGUCACCUCAAGCACAGAGAAAGGCCUCAUAGUGUACUGUGUAACCUCCCCCACCAAGGACGAUAGGUACAGGGGGCCUCCCCCCACCCCUCCGGGAUACCAGGGCCUCACCCUGGUCGAUGGACAGGAUGGAGCUCCCCUGCGACCGUCCCACUUGCGGCCGCCUGACUAUAGCGUGGCUCUGCAGAGGUCUAAGCUGCUACAGAGCCCCGGAGGCCUGGUGGAGGCCCGGAGACUGGGGGUUAAUCUCCUCCACCACGAAUCCCAGAGCCAGUCCCGGCCGGCCAGCGUCUGCCUUCAGGGCCUAGGGGAUAGUGAGGAUGAUGAGCAGGUGUCAGCGGUGUAGAGCUGGCUGGUCGCCUGAACGGACACUGCAGGCCGUUGGAGAGGGAGGGAGGGGUGGUCUAAGCUACAGCAGCUUCCUUGCUGCCUCUCCUCUGGGUUCACGCCCCGCUCUAGGCCCUCCCCGGCUCGGCCGACAGCUGCUCAAUGCUAAACCAACGACGCCCCACAGAACUAGUACAAUCAUCUGUUUUACUCCAUUUUAAAAUUGGUUUAGAAGCUCCCACGUUUUUAGACUCCCACACCCCUGAAACAUAACUGUAUACAGACUGAGAUGUGGUGUGACGUCGCGGCAUAUGGCGCAGGCGUUUGGGGACGCUGUGCUGAGGGUGAAGAAGGGAUGGACGAUGCCCGCUGAUGUCUUUUUUUACAGUACCUCUAUUUGCUUUUGUGCUCUCAUGUCCCGGGUGUUUUAAAUGAGUUUUUCCUCAGUCGUUGCUUGAAAGUGUUUUUUUUUUUUUUGUUUCCGUUUGCUUGAAGCUCUCUGUUUUUAAAUGGCAUGUGAACACAAGUUAUAUGAGAAUAUCCAGGAAGGGAGAAAUUCGGGAACAAUACAUUUUUCUUCUCGUUAGUUGAUGAAGCAGAGAUCAAGCAGGCUGCAGAAACUCUCCACAAAUACUUUUAUUGUGAGGGGCAGUGAGUGAGUGAGGGGCGGUGAGUGAGUGAGGGGCGGUGAGUGAGUGAGGGGCGGUGAGUGAGUGAGGGGCGGUGAGUGAGUGAGGGGCGGUGAGUGAGUGAGGGGCAGUGAGUGAGU